Molecule: messenger RNA, 2288 nt
Organism: Phalacrocorax carbo (great cormorant)
Lineage: Eukaryota; Metazoa; Chordata; Aves; Suliformes; Phalacrocoracidae
Source: RefSeq, a predicted model, not a curated record
UGGGUGGGGAGGGAGGGGUGGGGGGGGGGCGGGCAGGGCGGCGGUGCGGGAUGCGGUGCCCGGCGGGGCCGGGAGCGGCCCCCGAUGGGAUGUAGCGGGCGGCUGCUGGGACCCGUCGGGGGCCGCCGCGCCUCGUUGCUCCUCACCAUGAUCCUCUUCUUCACCUACUUCUUUUAUUGCCUGCCGGGGCCCUGCGAGCCGCUGCCGCCCGCCCUGCUGCUGCCGCCGCCCGCCGGUGCGGGGCCGGUGCGGGGCGCGGGGCCGGGGGCGGCGGGGGGCGGCAGCCGGCGCUUCCCGCAAGCCAUCAUCGUGGGCGUGAAGAAGGGCGGGACGCGGGCGCUGCUGGAGUUCCUGCGGGCGCACCCCGGGGUGCGGGCUGUGGGUGCCGAACCCCACUUCUUCGACAGGUGCUACGAGAAGGGGCUGCGCUGGUACAGGAGCCUGAUGCCGCGGACGCUGGAGGGGCAGAUCACGAUGGAGAAGACCCCCAGCUACUUUGUCACCAAGGAGGCUCCCCAGCGCAUCUACAACAUGUCUCGGGACACGAAGCUGAUCGUGGUGGUGCGCAACCCCGUCACCCGCGCCAUCUCGGACUACACGCAGACGCUCUCCAAAAACCCCACCAUCCCCAGCUUCCAGGCCCUGGCCUUCAAAAACGUCAGCACGGGACUCAUCGACACGAGCUGGAGCGCAGUGAGGAUCGGGAUCUACGCCAAGCACCUGGACAACUGGCUGCAGUACUUCCCCCUCUCCAAAUUCCUCUUCGUCAGUGGGGAGAGGCUCGUUAGCGACCCGGCCGGGGAGAUGGGCCGUGUUCAGGACUUUCUGGGUCUCAAGAGGGUGGUGACGGACAAACAUUUCUAUUUUAAUGAGACCAAGGGUUUUCCCUGCCUGAAGAAACCGGAGGGCGGCAGCAAGCCCCGCUGCCUGGGGAAAUCCAAGGGGCGGCCGCACCCCAAAAUCGACCUGCAGGUGGUCCAGCGCCUGCGGGAGUUUUACAGACCCUUCAACAUGAAGUUUUAUCAGAUGACAGGGCAGGACUUUGGGUGGGACUGAGCCAUCCACAGGGCACGCCGCCGUGCUGGGACCUGCUCGGCCCAGCAGCGUGCGGAGCCAGGGCUGCGGUCCAGGGAUGCUCGUGGCUGCCGUGGUCCAGGGAUGCCCGUGGCCGCCCCACCAGCGACCUCCUCCCUUCGUUCUAAUUUAUAUCGGACCUUUUCCAGCAAGAAACGGACCCUUCUGGAGUAGAGAGAAAUAUUUAAGAAAUAAAACCACAGAUGACCCCUCUCCCUUCCCUGACCAGAUUAAAUAUUCUUCCAUAUAACUCUCGCUAAGCUAUAUUAACUGUGACCAUUCUCGGUGGCGAGUGGGCGCGUGUGGGUGCGUGGGCAGCUGCGUGUGGGUGCGUGGGGAUGACAGCUCUGCCAUCCGCAAUAAAAGCUUUGGAAACCAGUUGGCCUCUGGGACACGAGGCCAGUGGGUUUUUGCUAAAGCAAAUUCCGGUGCUGAGCACAGGCAGCGGCUGCCGUCGGGCGGUGGGUGAGACAGGCCGAGCAGCAGACCCCAAGCGUGGGGUCUGUUUUGCAGACAGAAAAUAGUCUGCAGGAAUUUCCUAGUUAAGAAAAACAAUUAACGGUGGUAGUUUUGACUAAACGCCAGGUCCGGGCUUAGGGAGAGGGAGUUGUGUAUCUCAUACCUUCUUAAGUUCUUUGAGUAACCCAGAUGAUAAAGCAGGGUAUUUCUAACCCUUAGGAUGAAAAUUCCUGCUUCCCCCGAAAUUCACCCAAGCAGAGCAAACAAAAGCCCCAAACUCUGACCUUUCAGUUCAAUAAUCUCAAUAGAUUUUCAAAUCUGCAGCCGUAGAGGGCCAUCAUGGGAGGCUGCAGAAAGUAGUUUAUUCUGAAUUAGCUAGUUUUCCCUUAAUUAAAGAUGGGGAAAACAUUUAAUUAACCUCUAAUAUCUUAUUAGUGAUUUGUAUUUGUCUCUUUAAUGAGCUAAUUAUGUGUUUUCAAGGGCCCUCAGGCCCCACAUUGUUUGCAAAUAUGCUUUGGCUGUGGUUUCUUCCAUCCUGUGCAUCCCAAAGCUGACCGUCCUGCCAGGGGUGCCCUGCCAGGCGGGCCACCGCCUCCCCUCCUCGCUGCCGCUGUCCGGGGCGAUGGAGGCGGCAGGUACCGCUCCUCCUGGGACGCACGCUGGGCACUUUCAUCCCACCUCCGGGGCGGUUUUAUAUCCGCACAUCGUGCUUUGCUCCGCACAGCUCUCCCCGCUCCUGUGCCCCGGCCGCGGGC